Molecule: messenger RNA, 1092 nt
Organism: Micromonas pusilla CCMP1545
Lineage: Eukaryota; Viridiplantae; Chlorophyta; Mamiellophyceae; Mamiellales; Mamiellaceae
Exons: 1
Coding region: 1-1092 (363 amino acids)
Cellular component (GO): ubiquitin ligase complex
Molecular function (GO): protein binding
Source: RefSeq, a predicted model, not a curated record
AUGAAGCUCCACGUGCUCACGCUCGCGGGCGCAAAAGAGCUCACCGGCGUCGAGUCGGACGACACCGUCGACGCGCUCAAGCGGAGGCUGCACGAGGCCGCUCUCGUGAGCGAAGAACCCUCGGGGCAACGACUGAUGCACGCCGGGAAGACGCUGAACGACGGCGAGCUCCUGUCCGACGCGGGCGUCGUCGAGGGCGAUGUCAUCGUGUUCAUGGCCAGGCGCGAGAAAGACUCCGAGACGAACCGAUGGGAACAGCGCGACGCGAACAAGCCGGUCCCUGAUCUGAGCGAAAUCAACCGAACUAUGCUCUCCGCGAAAGCAGGCGUCAGCGUCGCGGCCGCGGACGGGCAGGAAGGCGCCGGUUCCGUCGAGGAGAGCCUCCAGGGUUUGCGCAUCGCGGACGGCGAAGACGGCGCGGCGGCGGAAAGUCGAGGGCGAGGAGGCAUCGGAAUCACCCUCCCCGAGCCAGACGCGGACGCGUUGAAGCAAAUAGUCGAGAUGGGGUUCCCCGAGGCGCGCGCACGAAAGGCGCUACUCCUGCAUCGAAACCAUCCCCCCGCGGCGAUGGAGUGGCUCCUCGAGGUUGGUGAUAGCCCAGAAGCGGACGCGGAGCUCACCGAAGAGCAGAUCCUUCAGCUCGUGAACACGGCGUUGCCAGGGCGCGCGAUGUUGAUGCCAGGGCAACAGGCGACACCCGCGGAACCGGCGGAACCUGAGGAAGCGGUCGUGCAACGAGUCAUGGAGAUGGGGUUCCCUCGUGAAGACGUUCUGGUCGCUCUCAGAGCGACGCAUAACAAUCACGACGCCGCGUGCGCGUGGCUCCUCGGUGAACGUAGCGGCGUCGUUCGCGAGCAAAUGACUGUCGCUCAAGGGAACCCGGAGAGCAUGCAGAUGCUCCUCGGCGAUAUCUUGAGCCACCCCGCGAUACAGCAAGGGAUGCAAUCCGAACGCGUGUUGCAGGCGUUCCAGGCGAUGAUAGAGGAUCCCUCCUCCGCGCACGCGUAUUUAAACGAUCCGGAGGUUGGUCCUAUUUUGCUCCGAGUGCACAGCAUCCUCUCGCGCGUGGCGGGACAAAGCGCGCCACCUUGA